AUGACUUUCCCAGCCAAAAGACGUGCUAAGAAGCUAAAGCAUCAGCCAGAUCCAGAGUUUAGUUUUCUUGAAAAGAGUACUAAAGCUACCCUUGGGAGCCGUCAAAAGAAGAGAUUAAAGAAGCGUUUGCUAAAUGAUAAGGAAUCAGUUAAAAAACUAGCUAAAGAAUCUAAAGUUUCAGAAGAAAAGCCUUCUGAAAAUAAGCAAUUGUUUGACGAGGAUGAGCUAAUGGAAGAAAUUGACGAUUUUGCUAAUAUAAAUGAAGAUUUAAAGGAACUUCUAAGUGAUGAAGAUGCUGAAUCUAUAAACUCCUUAGCUUCAGAUGAUGAAGAGGAUUUACCUGUAAAUGGUAAGGAACCACGAGCUGAAGGUGAUGAGGAAGUUGGUGGUGAAAUUGAGACGAAUAUUGCUACUUCUGACUUCCCCACUGGUCCAACAUAUGACCUUAAUGAACUAGAUCAGCGCAUUAAAGAUGCAUUGCUUGUUCUCGGGGACUUCAAAACUCGUGCCCCACCAGGAAUGAAGCGAAAAGAAAUUGUAGAUUCACUUCUCAGUAACCUCUGUCAGCGAUACAACUACAAUCGCUUCAUGAUGAACUUGUUCUAUGACCUCUUCCCCAAAGAAAUCCUCGAAGCUCUAAAAGCUAAUGAAACAGACCGUCCAAUUACAAUACGAACGAAUACACUCAAAACUCGUCGUAGGGACCUUGCUCAGGCUCUUAUCAAUCGUGGUGUUAAUGUUGACCCCCUUUCCUCGUGGAGUAAAGUUGGUUUGGUUGUUUUCAAAUCUCAAGUACCUCUUGGUGCCACACCGGAAUACCUGGCUGGCCAUUAUAUUCUUCAAGGUGCUUGUUCUAUGCUGCCCGUAAUGGCUCUUGCUCCAAAACCAAAUGAGAGGAUUCUUGACCUAUGUGCAGCCCCAGGUGGCAAGACUACAUAUAUAGCCCAAUUGAUGAAGAACACAGGUACCAUUGUCGCCAACGACGUGAGCUCUGAUCGUGCUAAGGCUCUUCUCGGUAACUGUCAUCGUAUGGGUGUCGUUAACACUAUGAUCUGCGUUGAAGACGGACGAAACUUCCAAAAAACCAUGGCUGGCUUCGAUCGCGUCCUUGUUGAUGCACCUUGCUCAGGUACUGGAGUCAUUGCAAAGGAUCCCUCAGUAAAGGCACACAAGGGAGAUGAGGAUAUCAAACAGUGUGCGAUGCUCCAGAAGCAACUUAUCCUAUCGGCCAUUGACUGCUGCAAACCUGGGGGAUACAUUGUCUAUUCGACCUGUUCUAUUACGAUUCAAGAAAACGAAGGGGUUAUCGAUUACGCACUUCGCAAGAGGAAGGUGAAGUUGGAGGACACCAAUCUGUUCGGUUUGGAAGGAUUCACUAGCUUCAAGGGUCAACAUUUCUCUCCGAACAUGAGUCGUACUCGGCGGUUCUAUCCACAUAAGCACAAUGUGGACGGUUUCUUUGUUGCCAAAUUGAAGAAAAUCGCUUGA
Molecule: messenger RNA, 1488 nt
Organism: Rodentolepis nana
Lineage: Eukaryota; Metazoa; Platyhelminthes; Cestoda; Cyclophyllidea; Hymenolepididae
Source: the annotation of a GenBank genome assembly